AGAAAUGAGUGGCCUCUUCUUAUUGUUGUCCCAUCCUCACUGAAAUAUCCAUGGAUUGAGGAGCUGGAGAAAUGGAUUCCAGAGCUGGGCCCGGAGGACAUUACAGUCAUUGAGAACAAGGCUGAUGUUGGGAGAAUAGCAUCUUGCAAAGUGACAGUUUUGGGGUACGGCUUGCUGACUUCCGACGCCACCACGCUGAUAAAUGCUCUCUACAAACAGCACUUCAGAGUGGUUUUAGUGGACGAGUCUCACUACAUGAAGUCUCGUAAUGCGUCUCGCAGCAAACUUCUUCAGCCGAUUGUUCAGAGAGCGACAAGAGCACUCCUGCUCACCGGGACGCCGGCUCUUGGAAGACCCGAA
This is a messenger RNA of Staurois parvus, 360 nucleotides long. NCBI's taxonomy places the organism in Eukaryota, Metazoa, Chordata, Amphibia, Anura, Ranidae. The record is from the annotation of a GenBank genome assembly.